UCUAUUUUAUUGACCAAGACAUUUCCAGGCUAGUGUUUUAAACAGCAAAAAAUGUCAUAAAUCAGGCAAAAUGAACUACUUCUUUACAUUCUAAUGUGAUUUUGUUCUACAUCUAUCAACGAUAAACAGUUCAUCGCAAUAAAAAAUGUGUGCCUUGCCAGCCCCUCCUGCUCCACCCCCUGGAAAGAGGAAAGAGAUUUAUAAGUAUGAUGCCCCAUGGACAGUAUAUAGCAUGAACUGGAGCAUUAGGCCUGAUAAAAGAUUUCGCUUAGCUCUUGGUAGUUUUGUGGAGGAAUAUAACAAUAAAGUACAAAUAGUCUCCCUUGAUGAAGAAACAUCUGAAUUUACAGCCAAGAGUACUUUUGAUCAUCCAUAUCCUACAACCAAAAUCAUGUGGAUUCCUGAUGCAAAAGGGGUUUUCCCAGAUCUGCUAGCUACCAGUGGUGAUUACCUAAGGGUAUGGAGAGUGAGUGAUAAUGAUACAAGAUUAGAAUGUCUCUUAAACAAUAAUAAAAACUCAGACUUUUGUGCACCAUUGACAUCAUUUGACUGGAAUGAAGUUGAUCCAAACCUUCUUGGAACAUCAAGUAUAGACACAACAUGUACAAUUUGGGGACUUGAGACUGGCCAGGUCUUGGGACGAGUCAAUUUGGUAUCUGGUCAUGUAAAGACACAGCUGAUAGCACAUGAUAAAGAGGUGUAUGAUAUCGCUUUCAGUCGGGCAGGAGGUGGCAGAGAUAUGUUUGCCAGUGUUGGUGCAGACGGUUCAGUUCGAAUGUUUGACCUUCGACAUCUAGAACAUUCUACAAUUAUCUAUGAAGACCCACAGCACCAUCCAUUACUAAGACUUGGGUGGAACAAACAAGAUCCUAACUACCUUGCAACCAUGGCAAUGGACGCAUUAGAGGUGGUGAUUUUGGAUGUGAGGGUACCUUGUACACCAGUAGCUAGAUUGAACAACCAUAGAGCAUGUGUCAACAGUAUUGCCUGGGCUCCACAUUCUAGUUGUCAUAUUUGUACAGCAGCUGAUGACCAUCAAGCAUUGAUUUGGGAUAUACAGUCCAUGCCGAGGGCAAUAGAGGAUCCUAUCUUGGCCUAUACAGCAGCAGGGGAGAUAAAUCAGAUACAGUGGUCAUCAACACAGCCAGAUUGGAUCGCCAUAUGUUAUAACAAUAGUCUUGAGAUUCUGAGAGUGUAAUAUAUUAUCAGAAUGUUCCAUGUAAAACCAUAUUGAAUUAGUAAACAUUUAUUUGUCAGAGGUAUCUCCUUUUACCAAGUUUCUAAGGGGACUCAUUUAAAAAAAAGUUUCCUUUUUCUGCUUAGAAAAAUGGAAUUUAUGGAUUAUCUCCCUUUGGUAAUUUGGUUAAGGAAAGACAUCUUCCAAUAGUAAUUUACAUGUUUGUAUUUAAGGAAUACAAUUGAAUUAUAUGUAAUUUUACUGAUAAUACUUUUACGUUUCAGACAAAAAACAUGGUUUGAAUUAUCUACCCUUGAUCAUGUAAAAGGCCAAAUAGAUAGCUAUUUUGUAAUCUCCCUUGCAUAUUUAUUAUUUCAAUUUCAUUUCUGGAUAAAGAGGAUUUUACCCCUUCAGUGUUUCAGGUUCCUAUGGAUUCAUUUUAUAUUGUUCCUGAUAUACCAGAUUUUUAUUACUUACAUAAAAAGAGGUAGACAUUCAAGAGAUUUAAAUAUUAAACAAGAUUUGGAUUUUUUAUAAUUGUAUUUUUUUGUUAGUUUAAACCAUCAAGUAAAAAAACUGACUAUUGUCAUUACAAAUGUUUUCCAAAUCACAAAAAACUAUGUCCUGAAAAUACAUGACAAAUUAUAACAAAAUUAAAACUUUGUCAGAAUUUUUAAGCAUCUGAUGUAUUAAAAACAUAUCUUGUUGGUAAUCAUAUGUGCAUUCAUUCAUAUAUUGAAUUUUAUCCCAAUUAUUUUGACAAAAAUUUUGAAAUUUUAUUUGUUUUUCAUUCCAGUCACACAAACAAUGUAUAUAGGCUUAUUUAUAUUUCAGCGAAAUGUUGGUUUUUUACUUUAACAAAGGACAUAAACUGCCGUUCCCCUUUUGUAAACUCAUUUUCCUCAUAAAAAUGUAAAAAACAUGCCAAUCAUUCAUGUCUUUUGUAUAUAUGCAUUUUAUUUGAAAUUUAAUUUCCUGUUAUAUAGCUGCCAAUAUUUUCAGUGAACCCUGACAUAUUAUGUAUAAAAAAAUUGUCAAAUGUUUUAGCCUUAAAACAUGUAAAAGGAUAAUGUUUACUCUUGAAAUUACAAAUGUAUAAUUGCUCAGAUAGGGACCUCUUGUUAAAGGUGAGUUUAUCCUAUUUAAAAAUAAAAUAGUUUACCUGAUCCACAGGAAUAAUUUUGGUUUCAAGAAAUUUAAGGAUUUUUAAAUAUCUCCCGAUCUGUUAUGAUUUGAAAAUAAUUAAAAGCUUACAAAAAGUGUAUAAUGUAGAGCAGUCUUUGACAUGAAGUGUUUAUUUAAACAUUUAGAUAGUAAGAUAGUAUUCUAGUAAGUAGCUGUAUAUAAUUUUUUAUUAUUAAAUGUCAUUAUGGUUUAAGUACUAUUUAUAUAUGUUUGCUUCUAAUUACUUGUGAAACGUCUUUGAAAAUACAAAAAAUACCAGAAAAUUUGCCUGAAUAAGUAAAAUUUGCAUCACAAAAAUGCUGCCUUUAAGAUUUGGCAGCAGACGGGCAUUUCUUACUUGACUUUGGGGUCAUAAGGGACAAAAAGUUGUGAAGUAUAAAAUCAGUUUACCGCCAUUGAACUGUCAGAGCCUUGGUUAGUGUAUUUUGUUUUACUUACUUAAUUUAACAGGGUGGCCUCAUUUUGAUACAAUUUAGCCUCAUUUUCAUUCUGUUUACUGUGUGAAAAUUCUUUCAAUCAUGGAUUUAAGUUUUUUAUGCAUUUUUCAUUUUUUCAAACACUAAGCAGAACAGUUACCAAUACAAAAAUAUGCUUUAUGAUUUUAUAAAAUUUUUAUUAACUAUGAAAUCCACAAAGAAAUAUUUUUUCACAUUUUCUUUUCAUAACAUGAAAAUUUAUACCCGGUAUCUGAAAUAUCUAGUUUCCUUUUUUUCAGGAUUUGUAUGUUUAUAGUAUGUCUUAUAUGUGUUUGCUUUUGGCAUUACCAAAUUAUGUCUUUUAGUUUUAUGUCUUGAAUAAAUAUUACUUGUCA
This is a messenger RNA of Mytilus californianus (California mussel), 3173 nucleotides long. RefSeq names its product DDB1- and CUL4-associated factor 7. Gene Ontology annotation, cellular component: nucleus. The record is from RefSeq and is a predicted model, not a curated record. Bases 146 to 1198 code for a protein of 350 amino acids. The transcript is spliced from 9 exons. NCBI's taxonomy places the organism in Eukaryota, Metazoa, Mollusca, Bivalvia, Mytilida, Mytilidae. Gene Ontology annotation, molecular function: protein binding.